AUGCCCCUGGCCCCUGGCUCAUAUGCCCCUGUCCCCCUGGCCCAUAUGCCCCUGGCCCCUGGCUCAUAUGGUCCUGUCCCCCUGGCGCAUAUGCCCCUGGCCCCUGGCUCAUAUGCCCCUGGCCCCUGGCUCAUAUGCCCCUGGCCCCUGGCUCAUAUGCCCCUGGCCCCUGGCUCAUAUGCCCCUGGCCCAUAUGGUCCUGUCCCCCUGGCUCAUAUGCCCCUGGCCCCUGGCCCAUAUGGUCCUGUCCCCCUGGCCCAUAUGCCCCUGGCCCCUGGCCCAUAUGGUCCUGUCCCCCUGGCUCAUAUGCCCCUGGCCCCUGGCUCAUAUGCCCCUGUCCCCCUGGCUCAUAUGCCCCUGGCCCCUGGCUCAUAUGCCCCUGUCCCCCUGGCUCAUAUGGCCCUGUCCCCCUGGCUCAUAUGCCCCUGGCGCAUAUGCCCCUGGCCCCUGGCUCAUAUGUCCCUGGCCCCUGGCUCAUAUGGUCCUGUCCCCCUGGCUCAUAUGCACCUGGCCCCUGGCUCAUAUGGUCCUGUCCCCCUGGCCCAUAUGGUCCUGGCCCCUGGCUUAUAUGCCCCUGGCCCCUGGCCCAUAUGGUCAUGUCCCCCUGGCUCAUAUGCCCCUGGCCCCUGGCUCAUAUGGUCCUGUCCCCCUGGCUCAUAUGCCCCUGGCCCCUGGCUCAUAUGCCCCUGUCCCCUGGCUCAUAUGCCCCUGGUCCCUGGCCCAUAUGGUCCUGUCCCCCUGGCUCAUAUGCCCCUGGUCCCUGGCCCAUAUGGUCCUGUCCCCCUGGCUCAUAUGCCCCUGGCCCCUGGCCCAUAUGGUCCUGUCCCCCUGGCUCAUAUGCCCCUGGCCCCUGGCUCAUAUGGUCCUGUCCCCCUGGCUCAUAUUCCCCUGGCCCCUGGCCCAUAUGGUCCUGUCCCCCUGGCUCAUAUGCCCCUGGCCCCUGGCUCAUAUGGCCCUGUCCCCCUGGCUCAUAUGCCCCUGGCCCCUGGCUCAUAUGCCCCUGGCCCCUGGCUCAUAUGCCCCUGUCCCCCUGGCCCAUAUGCCCCUGGCCCCUGGCUCAUAUGGUCCUGGCCCCUGGCUCAUUGGCCCCUGGCUCAUAUGCCCCUGUCCCCUGGCCCAUAUGCCCCUGGCCCCUGGCUCAUAUGGUCCUGGCCCCUGGCUCAUUGGCCCCUGGCUCAUAUGCCCCUGGCCCCUGGCUCAUAUGAUUGCUCCAAAUCCAGCACUUCUAAGGGAUCCCCCUCCAGCUCCUCUUCUGGCCCCAGCUCUAACCUCAACCUGCCGCAGUCCUUUGGCAGUGCUAUGGGCUUCUCUCUCUCUGAAACGCUCCCUUCCACCCCUGCCGGACUCGCCGGCCUCCCCAGCCUCGCCCAGAACUCCUCUGCUUCGAACCCCGCUGGCCCCCUCCUCUCCCCCCAGGACAGUAUCACCCAUAUGGCUCCCAGCUCCGACCCCAACAGGUGCUGGCCCAUCCGGCCCACCCUGAGGAAUGAGCUGGACACCUUCUCCGUCCACUUCUACAUCUUUUUUGGUCCGAACAUCUCUGUUCCUCCGGACAGGGCUGCUGUGUUCUCCAUUAACCUCAUGCCUGUCCUGGACACCAUCACAGUGUUCCAACCUAAAGCCAUCACAGUGUUCCAACCUAAAGCCAUCACCGUGUUCCAACCUAAAGCCAUCACAGUGUUCCAACCUAAAGCCAUCACCGUGUUCCAACCUAAAGCCAUCACAGUGUUCCAACCUAAAGCCAUCACAGUGUUCCAACCUAAAGCCAUCACAGUGUUCCAACCUAAAGCCAUCACAGUGUUCCAACCUAAAGCCAUCACCGUGUUCCAACCUAAAGCCAUCACAGUGUUCCAACCUAAAGCCAUCACAGUGUUCCAACCUAAAGCCAUCACAGUGUUCCAACCUAAAGCCAUCACCGUGUUCCAACCUAAAGCCAUCACAGUGUUCCAACCUAAAGCCAUCACAGUGUUCCAACCUAAAGCCAUCACAGUGUUCCAACCUAAAGCCAUCACAGUGUUCCAACCUAAAGCCAUCACAGUGUUCCAACCUAAAGCCAUCACCGUGUUCCAACCUAAAGCCAUCACCGUGUUCCAACCUAAAGCCAUCACAGUGUUCCAACCUAAAGCCAUCACAGUGUUCCAACCUAAAGCCAUCACAGUGUUCCAACCUAAAGCCAUCACAGUGUUCCAACCUAAAGCCAUCACAGUGUUCCAACGUAAAGCCAUCACAGUGUUCCAACCUAAAGCCAUCACAGUGUUCCAACCUAAAGCCAUCACAGUGUUCCAACCUAAAGCCAUCACCGUGUUCCAACCUAAAGCCAUCACA
Messenger RNA from Salvelinus namaycush (lake trout), 2325 nucleotides. RefSeq names its product vegetative cell wall protein gp1-like. The transcript has 3 exons. Lineage: Eukaryota; Metazoa; Chordata; Actinopteri; Salmoniformes; Salmonidae. The record is from RefSeq and is a predicted model, not a curated record. The annotation marks the transcript as partial.